AACUACCUGGCAAUGUGCUACGCCAAAUACGGUUCAGCCAGAUGUAUGCAAUGGUUGGAGCUGUGUAAGAUCACUCCGGAUCGCUGGCUAACACUGAGCAGCGCCGAUAGAGCUUGUAUGAAGAAACGUAAUUGCUUAAUCUAA
Messenger RNA from Anisakis simplex (herring worm), 144 nucleotides. The record is from the annotation of a GenBank genome assembly. NCBI's taxonomy places the organism in Eukaryota, Metazoa, Nematoda, Chromadorea, Rhabditida, Anisakidae.